UCUAAAACUUCUUCUGGCCUUGCAUCUCUCUCUCUCUCUCUCUCUCUCUCUCUCUGUUUCUCUUUCGCACGCGCGGUGGAUAUGGCGACGAACGGCGCGGCGGCGGGGGGCUCGCUGCCAACUGUUAUUAGUGGCGGGAGUCUUCCCAGGGCUAAUACUUUGCCAGGAGGAACAAGGAGUGAUGAAAGUUCAGGUACAUCCACAGAUGAGGUUAAUUUGGAAAGGUCAAGAACUGAAAGGAGAAGACAGAACCUUCCAAUUUCUGAUCCAACAGCACAACUAUUUGAUGAUAAGAUUCCUGUUAAAGAAAAGAUUAAGAUGUUAAAUCGAAUUGCUACAGUAAAAGAUGAUGGAACUGUAGAAGUUGAAGUCCCAAGUAAUAUAGACACAACGGCAUUUGAUCAUGACACAGGAAAUGUUGAUCUAGUUGAUGAAGAACCAUUUGACGUGGCUGAUAUUCAAUAUGUACCUCCACUUCAGAUAGUCAUUCUUAUUGUGGGCACUCGAGGAGAUGUGCAACCAUUUAUUGCCAUUGGUAAAAAGCUGCAGGACUAUGGGCAUCGUGUUAGGCUGGCAACUCAUGCAAAUUUCAAAGAAUUUGUUUUGACUGCAGGCCUAGAGUUUUACCCCUUGGGCGGGGAUCCAAAAGUUCUUGCUGAAUAUAUGGUCAAGAAUAAGGGUUUCUUACCUUCCGCGCCUUCAGAGAUAACAGUUCAGCGAAAGCAACUCAAAGACAUCAUAUAUUCCUUGUACUCGGCCUGCAAAGAUGCAGAUGCAGAUACGGGUGUUCCUUUCAAGGCUGAUGCUAUAAUUGCAAAUCCUCCUGCGUAUGGACAUACGCAUGUGGCAGAGGCUCUAAAAGUACCUAUUCAUAUAUUUUUCACUAUGCCUUGGUCGCCAACAAGUGAAUUUCCUCAUCCGCUUUCUCGUGUCAAACAAUCUGCUGGAUAUAGACUCUCGUAUCAAAUUGUUGAUUCUAUGAUUUGGCUUGGAAUACGAGACAUGAUAAAUGAUUUCAGAAAGAGAAAGCUGAAGCUUCGACCAGUUACAUACCUAAGUGGCAGCCACACAUCUGGCUCAGAUGCACCACAUGCAUAUAUUUGGAGCCCUCAUCUUGUUCCCAAACCUAAAGACUGGGGACCAAAAAUUGAUGUAGUUGGGUUUUGCUUCCUUGACCUUGCGUCAAACUAUGUUCCUCCUGAGCCACUUGUGAAUUGGCUUGAAGCUGGUGAUAAGCCCAUCUAUAUUGGAUUCGGAAGUCUUCCUGUACAAGAUCCACAAAAAAUGACCCAGAUUAUCGUGGAGGCACUGCAAACCACUGGUCAGAGAGGCAUUAUUAACAAGGGAUGGGGUGGUCUUGGAAACUUGGCGGAACCUAAGGAGUUUGUUUAUCAGCUGGAUAAUGUUCCUCAUGAUUGGCUGUUUUUGCAGUGUAAGGCAGUGGUGCAUCAUGGGGGUGCCGGAACAACAGCUGCCGGCCUUAAAGCUGCAUGUCCAACCACCAUUGUACCUUUCUUUGGCGACCAACCUUUUUGGGGGGAUCGGGUGCAUGCCAGAGGAGUAGGUCCGGCUCCUAUACCUGUUGAUCAGUUCUCCUUACCAAAGCUGGUUGAGGCCAUAAACUUCAUGUUGGAUUCAAAGGUGAAAGAGCGUGCUGUUGAACUGGCCAAGGCAAUGGAAUCUGAGGACGGAGUGACCGGAGCAGUGAAAGCCUUUCUGAAGCAUCUUCCUAAAACACCUCUUGAAACAGCACCAGAUCAGUCACCGAAUUUCCUCGAUCCGGUUCUUCGGCCUGUGAAAAGAUGCUUCGGGUUUGCUUGAAUCGAUCUCAUGUACAUCCAUUUGAUGCCUUCUUCCAUUCUAUUGUCUAUGAUGUUGUACUUUUAUUACCGUUUUAUAUCCUUUCGGUCCGAAAUUUCUAUUGAUAUCUUCAGUCAGGGUUUAACUUAGGGUUUUGCAAUGAAAUGUUCACACAAUAAACUUCUUGUGUCCUGAGCUUCUUAUUGUAACCUUUUUUUUUUGUAAUUGACCAAAUUACCCUUAUGAUGCAGUGUUGAAGGUAAUUGAUAUAGGAAAAUGUUUUAGGUUA
Molecule: messenger RNA, 2089 nt
Organism: Dioscorea cayenensis subsp. rotundata (Guinea yam)
Lineage: Eukaryota; Viridiplantae; Streptophyta; Magnoliopsida; Dioscoreales; Dioscoreaceae
Product: sterol 3-beta-glucosyltransferase UGT80A2-like
Biological process (GO): carbohydrate metabolic process
Molecular function (GO): hexosyltransferase activity; UDP-glycosyltransferase activity
Source: RefSeq, a predicted model, not a curated record